Molecule: messenger RNA, 1118 nt
Organism: Lactuca sativa (garden lettuce)
Lineage: Eukaryota; Viridiplantae; Streptophyta; Magnoliopsida; Asterales; Asteraceae
Product: calmodulin-7
Cellular component (GO): myosin II complex
Molecular function (GO): calcium ion binding
Source: RefSeq, a predicted model, not a curated record
GUAAAAUUGAAAAUCAUAUUUGUUCGUCUCUCCUCCCAAUCCAAUAUAUUUUUAUUCCCACAACAUAACAUUUUGGAAAUGGUAACUUUGCAAAUCCUAAAAAUUUAAUCAUUUUCCUAUAUUCCGCAAUAAGAUAAGAUUUGAUAUGUUUUUGUGAAUAUCCAUGUAUCAGUUAUUUAAAAUUUAAUAAUCAAAUGAAUUGUUAGUUGUUUUGUAAAAAGAGAUGGGGAGACGAGGGCAGGGCGAUGAAGGCGGAUGUAACGAAUUUGAUAAACCGAUCACGUCCGGAUGCAAAAGCCAAAGGAAAUCAAGGAACACCACUAAUAUCCCAUUUGCUGGUAUAUAACGCUAAAGCCAAACGCCAUUCUUUUUUCCAUUUCAUUCCCCCAUUUUUGAUUUUUCUCUCUCGCUCGCUCUCUACUUCCCACUUCUCCACCUCCCAAACAACCAACAAAUGGCGGAGCAGCUCACCGAUGAUCAGAUCUCUGAGUUCAAGGAAGCCUUCAGCCUAUUUGACAAGGAUGGCGACGGUUGCAUCACCACAAAGGAGCUCGGAACUGUGAUGAGAUCCCUAGGGCAGAAUCCGACGGAGGCUGAACUCCAGGACAUGAUAAACGAAGUUGAUGCUGACGGAAACGGAACAAUCGAUUUCCCGGAGUUUCUAAAUCUGAUGGCGAGGAAGAUGAAGGACACAGAUUCCGAGGAAGAACUGAAGGAGGCGUUCAGAGUUUUUGACAAGGAUCAGAACGGCUUCAUUUCUGCUGCGGAGCUGCGUCAUGUGAUGACGAAUCUUGGGGAAAAGCUUACUGAUGAAGAAGUCGAUGAGAUGAUCAGGGAAGCUGAUGUUGAUGGUGAUGGCCAAAUCAACUACGAGGAGUUCGUUAAGGUUAUGAUGGCCAAGUAAUAACCCUAUAACCCUAUAUCUCUUUUCUUAAAAUUAGUAUUGUUUUUAAGGGCAAAAAGGGUUUGAAAAAAACGUUAAAACCUCAAGAGGAUGAUGACGAUGAUGAUGAUGAUUGAAUAUUGAUGAUGAUGAUAAUGUUUAUUCUACUGGAGGCCAUGAUGUUUAAUUAUGAUGUAUGUAUUGUUGACAAUUAUAUUCACAUCUCCUUUCCACU